UAAACUUUAGGUAGAUACGAGCGCGUAGAAUUUUUAAAAUGUUUAUGCCUAGGAUUACAAAAAAAUAUAAGUGUAAGUUGUCGAGGUAAAAGCAAAGGUAAAGGUGUUGUGGCAUAUCAAACUCGGGACUGUCUAAAGAUUUGAUAAAAAUACGAACAAAGAGGAAUCUUAAUUUAGUUUCAGACAUUUUACCGUAGGACAUUCUUGAACCUAUGUAAAGAUGUUAGUGAUGAUGUUUACCCUGUAUUUGAUUACCCAGUUAACACCUGCAUACUCUUCCGUUCUCCCACUUCAAUAUUCAAACCAAGUUUACUCAGAUUUAAACAGGUCAGCUCGGGAUAUUACAACUAACUGUGGUCCAAAUGAUAUUCCUCCCGUUAACAGGGUGAACACCACGGAUCGGUUGAAGGAGUUGAGGGAGGAGAUGAUCAUGUCAAACCUGGAUGCUUACAUAGUUCCCCUGGAUGAAGAAAUGAGGCUUGAAUGGAUUUCAGGGUUUUCAGGCAGUAAUGGUCAGGCUGCUGUUACCCUUACAGAAGCAAGACUGUGGACGGAUGGAAGAUAUUUUGUACAAGCAGCAGAUCAACUAGAUUGCAACUGGUAUCUAAUGAAAAUGGAUGAAGGUGUUCCAGAAAUACAGGUCUGGCUUUCAGACGUCUUCAGUGGUGCCAAUAAGAGUAUUGUAGUUGGAGCGGAUCCAGUGUUAGCUGGGGCUGGAGAAUGGUUGGAUUGGGAGAACGUUUUGAAAAAAGAAGAUAUACAGUUGAUGAAAUCCAAGAACCUUAUUGAUAAUAUCUGGACAGCUGAAAAUGGAAGGCCUCCUCCAGCUGCUAAGGAAAUUGUGGUUCAUGAUGUGUUGUGGGCUGGAGAAUCAUGGACCUCCAAGGUGGAGAGGUUGAGAACUAAACUGGGAGAGGAGAAAAGGUUUGGGAUGAUAUUAACAGAGCUUGAUGAGAUUGCCUGGCUCUUUAAUCUCCGUGGAGAAGGUAGCUCAAAUCUUGAAGGUCUAUUCAAUUCUCCUCUGUUUGAAAGUAUGGCCGUUGUAACACUUGAUGAAAUCAUUCUAUGGGUUCAUUUGGAAAAAGUUUCUGAUGAGGUCAAAGGUGCGCUGAACUCUGCGGAUUGUGGGUCAACCUCUACCUGUGUCAAUAUCCUAGAUAUAGAGAACAGUCUUGAGACAUUAUCCAACUGGACAUUGAAUCUGGAUCCUGAUUCCAAGAUUCUGGUGAGCAGUCCUUCCUCCUACCUUUCAGGGGUAAACUUUGCAGUCUACAGUAUUUUACCAGAACAGAACAGAGAUAUGUCUGAGUCUCCUGUGCUUAAUAUGAAAAGCAUAAAAAAUAAGGUAGAAGAGGAUGGUAUGAUGAAUGCGCAUGUAAAAGACGCUCUGGCGCUCUGCGAAUGGGCCUCAAGAAUAGAAAAAGAUAUUCAGGAUUCUCGUUACAACUGGACUGAGAUCUCUGCUGCAACUCUGCUGGAAGAGUUUAGAAGAAGUCAAGAGGAUAGUAGAGGGUUGAGCUUUACAACAAUAUCUGGAUUCGGUUCUAAUGGAGCCAUUAUACACUACUCACCAUCUCCUCAAACUGAUAAAAAUAUUGAUAGUUCCAACCUUUACCUUGUGGAUAGUGGAGGCCAAUACCUGGAUGGAACUACAGACGUUACUAGAACAUUCCAUUAUGGAACACCCAGCCAGGAACAGAUAGAACGUUACACUGAUGUACUCCGUGGAGCAAUACAGCUGGCUCUAUCCAGACUACCGGAGAAUACAGUUGAUACAGGGAUUGAUCUAGUCACUAGGCAGUAUCUAUUCAGGAAAGGGUUGAAUUAUAACCACGGCACAGGGCACGGUAUUGGAGCAUAUUUAAAGGUUCAUGAGGGUCCUACUCUUAUAAACCUGAAGGGAAAGAAAUCUUCUGGACUUAAACCUGGAAUGUUUUUCUCUGAUGAACCAGGAUACUAUAAGACUGGCGAGUAUGGGAUUCGGUUGGAAACUAUUCUAAAAGUUGUUCCCAUGGACCUGGAUAACGAAGAUUAUGGUCGAUUUAUCAUAUUUGAGCCGGUGACCUUGGUUCCGUUCGAACCCAAAUUGAUUAAUUUCUCCGCUCUGAGCUCCGAGGAAAUCAGCUGGUUAAAUAAUUACAAUCAACUUAUUCGACAACAUGUCGCUUCCAGAUUUGAAAGAGAUGGUAAGAUAGAAGCACUGGAUUGGGUUCAAAGCAGAACUGAGCACAUUGAUGUCUAACAAGAAAUAAAUACGAUAAACCACAAAGGAUGAGACUGUAAAGACGACUUGAAAUAUGAAUCUACUAAGCUCAAUUUUGUCGUCUGCAUUGAAUGUAGUCUUUUAUUGGUUCAUUUAAGAUUUUGAAUAGGAAAAGAUAAGUUUACAGUUGCAGAGAAUCAUGAAUAUAAAGAAACGGACAAAAUAGAUUACGUAAAUUCAUCUCUAAAGUCUCAUGUUUUUUUGGUAACACUGUAUAUACAGUGCAAAUCAGAAAGCAGUGGAAUAUUCUCGUUCUCUUAUUUUUCUUUCAGUUUCUAGGAAUUUUGUAAUUUGCAACAGAAUCAAUAAAAAGUGCAAAAAUA
This is a messenger RNA of Eurytemora carolleeae, 2586 nucleotides long. Its product is annotated as xaa-Pro aminopeptidase 1. The record is from RefSeq and is a predicted model, not a curated record. The coding region runs from base 221 to 2242 and encodes 673 amino acids. Lineage: Eukaryota; Metazoa; Arthropoda; Copepoda; Calanoida; Temoridae. The transcript is spliced from 25 exons. Gene Ontology annotation, molecular function: metalloaminopeptidase activity.